Messenger RNA from Schistocerca cancellata (South American locust), 816 nucleotides. RefSeq lists its product as uncharacterized. The record is from RefSeq and is a predicted model, not a curated record. The transcript has 6 exons. Bases 1 to 816 code for a protein of 271 amino acids. Lineage: Eukaryota; Metazoa; Arthropoda; Insecta; Orthoptera; Acrididae.
AUGGUCCAGCACGGGGGCCUAGCUGUCCGGCUGGCGCAGCGGUGGUCUCCGGUUGUGCGGCUGUCACAGCAGGAGCGCUUCUUGCCGUCGUCUGCAGAGGCGUUCCUGGGCAGGGUGCGCGCCUGGCACCCCACGCUGGGGGCGCUGCCGGAGGACCAGCUGCCGCACGGCGCCGCUUCCAGGGGCUUCUACCUGCUGCCCAGGGAUUCUCUCCUCAAUGCGAGUGAGCUGACGUCGGGCACGGAGCCGUGGCGCCAGCCGGUGCCGGUGUACGCGGUGGGCCGCAGGUGCGGGCGCGCGGCUGCGCAGCUGCAGGUGUCGGUGUGGCUGUUCUUCCCGUGGAGCCAGGGCAAGCGGCUGUGCGCCGCCGGGGGCCUGCCGCUGCCGCUGCCCGUCCCGCUCUGCCCGCACGCCCUCACGCAGGUCUUCGGCAGCCACCUCGGCGACUGGGAGCACCUCGCCUUCCUCUUCCCCAACGCCAGCUCUGCGCCGCGGCUGCUGCAGCUGUGGACGCACCACCGGUCGGCGGUGUACGGCUGGGACUCUGCUCGCGGCGCCUUCUCGCUGCUGGAGCCGGCCGCCGGCUUCCCCGCCACCGUCGCCGCCACCGCAGACGGCCGGCCCAUCCUCUACGCCGCUGACGGCUCACACGGCCUCUGGGCCAAGCCAGGACGGCACGUGUUCGCGCCGGCGCUGGGCCUGUGGGACGAGUGCUCUGCGGGCGGCGAGUGGCGCACGUGGGAGCGGGUGUCGGCGCUGGGGGCGGCGCCGUGGCGGCGCUACCUGGGUCGCUGGGGGCCGCCGGCCCACCAGUGA